Molecule: messenger RNA, 4002 nt
Organism: Acanthocheilonema viteae
Lineage: Eukaryota; Metazoa; Nematoda; Chromadorea; Rhabditida; Onchocercidae
Source: the annotation of a GenBank genome assembly
AUGGGCUUGAAAUCGGUAUAUCUGUCGCAUUUCUGUAAACGAAGUUUCACUUGUUCCCGGCUGUCGAGAAUGGGCAAAUUACAGUCUGCACCACCGCAAACUUUCGAACUUGAUGGAUUAUUAUUAUCGCCUGAUGAAAAAUGGAAUUUAUCGCCAGCCGUAUUGCGAACAUUGCAGAGACGUUUGCUUCUUGAAGUUGACAAUCCACUCUGUUUACUGAAACAACGCAUCGUCAAUUUUAUUUACGGGAAAUAUCAAGUGAGAGGUGGAAUGUCUCCGCAGUUUGCGGUGAUUGAUAAUCAACCACGAGUAGUUUCUGUAUUUGAUAAUUUUGAUUCCUUGCUUGUACCUACAAAUCAUAUCAGUCGGAGUGUUCAAGAUACUUAUUACAUUAACAAAGAUUACUGCUUAAGAGCACAUACAUCUGCACAUCAGCAUUCUUUGAUCAGGCAAGGCCUGGAUAACUUUCUUGUGAUCGGUGAUGUGUAUCGACGUGAUGCGAUCGAUAGCCUUCAUUUUCCAUGUUUUCAUCAGGUAGAAGGUGUGCGCCUGUUGACUUCUGCUGAGCUUUUUGACGAUUCACUAAAUCGAGAUCCGAAACCACUUUUUGCGAAGGAUAAAAGAACUGAAAAAAAGCAGGGACAACAUACAACGGAUGUCGCAGAAUGUUUGAUCAAAGAUUUGAAGGCAACUUUGGAGACUCUCUGUCAUCAUAUAUUCGGCACUAAUUAUGACAUGAGAUGGGUUAAUGCGGAUUUCCCAUUCACACAUCCAUCAUUUGAACUUGAAAUGUAUUAUCAAAAUAGAUGGAUAGAAGUUCUCGGUUGUGGUAUUAUGGAACAGGAUCUUUUGAGAAUGGCUGGAAUUGUAGAUAAAGUCGGUUGGGCAUUUGGCCUGGGCCUCGAAAGACUUGCUAUGAUUUUAUACGGAAUUCCGGAUAUCCGGUUAUUUUGGAGUCGCGAUUCAGGAUUCUUAACACAGUUUUCUGGGAAAUCUCCCAAUGAAAAUUUCAAAUAUGUGCCUAUUAGUAUUCAUCCGCAAGUAUUCUAUGAUCUGUCAUUUUGGCUUCCAGAAGGUGUUGGUCCUAAGGAGAUGGCUGCUGAAACUUGCGAUUUAAUACGUUCCAUAGGUGACCAACUUAUUGAGCAGGUUAAAAUAACCGACACAUUCGAGCACCCAGAAACAAAGAAAACAAGUCAAACCUAUCGUUUGGUAUACCGAAGUCAUGAAGAAGCUCUUACGAAAGAGGCGAGAAGUACAUUUACUGGUGCUACUGCAUUGCAAGUGAGGUACACUUUCAACAUAGAUGCUGUAAUAAGGAGUCAUGAAAAAUGGAUGGAACGUGCUGCAGCAAUACAACCAAAACAAUCGGAUCCUAAAACUUAUCGGAUAAUUCUACCGCCCCCAAAUGUUACCGGUAACCUUCACCUCGGCCACGCCCUAACAGUAACAUGGUACCCUGGAUUUGAUCAUGCAGGGAUCGCUACACAGGUUAUUGUUGAACGAAUGUUGUGGAAUGAGAAAAAAUUACGGAGGCAUCAGAUAACACAGCAUGAUUUCUUGGAAUUAUGUCAGCAGUGGAAGAACGAACGCGUGGUCGAUAUUACGAAGCAGUUGAAAGCUCUUGGUGCAACACUUGAUUGGAAUAAUAUGUAUUAUACAUUAGACGAUGUAGUUGCAUUUUGUCAAUUAUACAGAGACGGUUUGAUAUUUAAUGAUUUGAGAAUGGUGAAUUGGUGUCCGACAUUAAGGAGCACUAUUUCCGAUCAAGAGGUUGAUAUUGUAGAUAUCGGGAAAAAUGAUUAUUUCUUAUUGAAUAAAUCUGGUUUAGAAGGGAAAUGUGUCGAAGUAGGUGUUAUGCAUCGAAUUCGUUAUGAAUUUUUAAACACAAACAGCUCAUCUGGCAGUAAUUAUUUAGAAGUAGGAACAACACGACCAGAAACGUUGUUUGCUGACUGUGCAUUAGCUGUUAAUCCGAAUGAUGAACGUUAUGUGAAGUAUAUUGGCUUGCGUGUUCGGCAUCCUUUGCUUCCAGAUCGUACGUUACCUAUUUUAGCUGAUACAGCAGUUCAAGUUGAUAAGGGUACAGGAGUUUUGAAAAUAACACCGGCACACGAUUUUACUGACUUUGCUAUUGCUAGAAAGCAUGCAAAUCAGUUAUCCGUUGAGGACUUCAACCGAUCUUGCAUCGAUGAAUUUGGUUGUCUCAUAAAUGCAGCCGAUUUGAAUGGAGUGGAUCGGUUUGAAGCUAGGAAUAAAGUAGUAGAAAAACUGAUUGCAUGUGAUAAAUAUGGUGGAGCUGUGCCAUAUAAUGAACAACAACUGAGGAUCUGUAAUCGAACUGGUGAUAUUAUCGAACCAAUGAUUAAGAAGCAGUGGUUCAUGGAUUGUACUAGUAUGAAUGAUGCGGCACUUAGAGCUAUUGAACAGGGUUUGCUUACUGUAACUCCGAAAUACAUGCAAAUACAUCUGGAAAAUUGGUUAAAUAAUAAGGAACCCUGGUGUCUGAGCAGACAACUUGAUUGGGGUCAGCGAAUACCAGCAUUUCGUCCUGACUCCAAUAGCGACUGGAUUGUGGCCCUAAAUGAGGUUGAAGCUUUGCGCCUUUGUAAAGGGACAAACACCAAAAUGGAUUUGAAACAGGAUAAAGACGUUUUGGACACAUGGUUUUGUUCGUCACUUAUCCCUAUCAUUUUGCUUGGUUGGCCGAAAAAACGAAUUGAUCGCAUUCCAUUAUCUGUGUUGGAAACUGGAUACGACAUUGUUGGAUUUUGGGUAGCACGAAUGGUUGCUGUUUGUCAUAGUUUAACGGGUUACUUACCUUUUCCAAAAAUUGUGUUACACGGUUUGGUGAAUGAUGAAAAAGGAAAAAAAAUGAGUAAAUCGUUGGGAAACGUAAUCGAUCCAAUGGAUAUUAUUGAUGGUAUUUCAGUUCAAAAAAUGUUGGAACGUCUUGAUAAAAGUACUUUGUCGAAAGCAGAAAAAAAAAUAGCAGCAGAUUUGCUGAAAUCUCGAUUCCCGGAAGGAAUUCCUCGAUGUGGUCCUGAUGCUUUACGUUUUGCUUUACUCCGUCAUGAUGUUGGUACCGUGAAUAUCAAUAUUGAUGUUAUACAAACAGCUGUGGAAGGUUUAAAAUUUUGUAAUAAGCUGUGGAAUCUUUGCAUAUAUGCUGAUGAAAUAUGGCGAAAUUGUUGCGAAGUUUCUGAUAAAGCUUCUGGCGAUCGUAUUGAAGAUUCCUGGAUAAGGAGCCGUUUGGAAAGUUCUUUAAUGAUAAUGUCAAAAAAAAUGGAGUCAGAUUGUCCUCACUUAGCGCUCAGUGCAUUACACAAAUUUCUAUACAAUGAUUUAUGUGAUGUUUAUAUCGAGACGACAAAGAAAGCAUUAUGGUCAAAAGAUUACCCAAGGCUGAGAGUAGUUGCUGAAGUUUUGCAUUAUGUUAUUGAAAAAUCGUUAAUUCAUCUUUCGAUUUUUAUGCCUUUUGAUUUGAAGCCUUGUUUGAUUGAUAAAAAACUUGAAGAAGAUAUGUCCUUUGUGCUAGAAGUGAUUAAAGCUAUAAGGUCUAUCCGGGUACAGUUUCGAAUUUCAGCAAAAAAUACUUUAAAAGUAGCUUGCUGUGGAGGAAACUGCGAUCUGAAAAAUUUCCAGUUCAUUAUUCAGGAACUCUGUAACGUCGCGUUCUCGUCAACAGUUGCAGAAAACAAUAAUUGUAGUCUGCCUUUUCCUGUGCCUGGUUAUUCAGCUGAAAUUCAUGUUUUCAUUGGGGAUAAUUAUGGUUCCUUAGUCAAGAAAGAAUUAAUGAGGCGAUUGCAGAAGGCGGAAAAAAGGAAAGAACAGUUUUUACAUCAAAUUGACAAGCAUAAAAAAUUAGCUAGAACUGCAGUCAGAGAUGAUUUGGUAGAAAGACAUCAACGGAAAAUCUCUCAGGCGAAUACAGUGGUGAAUGGUAUGGUUAAGGAAAUUUCAAAAUUAGGAGCUUUAAUUAAAAGAUUAGAAGCAUUUUGA